AUGUUACUGACGAAUACCCUUCUUUCAAUAGUAACAACGACUACGCUACUCCUAUCUCAUUCCACAAAGGCAUUAGAAAUUGACCUAGAUGAUAUUGAUUCCCUAAGAAACGCUACAAGUCUAGUCGCGUAUGGUCUUAUGGAUUAUUAUACUGGUAAUCAAUACGGUAAAACCAUAGGUAUGUUCUCUGAUCCAUAUUAUUGGUGGGAAGCAGGUGGUGCAUGGGGGUCCAUGUUAGAUUAUUGGUAUUAUAUGGAUAAUGAUACUUAUAAUGAUGAAAUUAUGGCUGCAUUGUUACAUCAAACUGGGGAUAAUAAUGAUUAUGUCCCAUUGAAUCAAUCCACUACAGAGGGGAAUGAUGAUCAAGCAUUUUGGGGGAUCGCUGUUAUGACUGCUGCUGAAAGAAAUUUUACAAAUCCUCCAGAGGAUAGUCCUCAAUGGUUGUAUUUAGCACAAGCUGUUUUCAAUACAAUGGCUUUACGUUGGGAUGGUGAUACUUGUGGUGGCGGUUUAAGAUGGCAAAUUUUUGUUUGGAAUUCAGGGUACGAUUAUAAAAAUACUGUCUCCAAUGGUGCUUUGUUCCAUAUGGCUGCAAGAUUGGCUAGAUAUACGGGGAAUCAGAGUUAUGUCGAUUGGGCUGAAAAAGUCUAUGAUUGGAUGUACGAGGUUGGUUUAGUAUCGAACGGUUCGUCAAUGUUUGUCUAUGACGGUGUCAAUAUCGCUAAUAAUUGUUCCACUAUUACUCCAUACCAAUGGACUUAUAAUCAUGGGCUAGUGAUGGCAGGUGCCGCUUAUCUAUAUAAUUUCACAGAAAAUGAAGUAUGGCAUAACAGAACUAAGAUGUUAGUGGACGCAUCAACUGUUUUCUUCAAUAAUAGUAUAAUGUAUGAAGCUGCUUGUCAAGGUCCAAACUCGUGUAAUACAGAUCAACGUUCUUUCAAAGCUUAUUUCUCUCGUUUCUUAGGUGCUACCGCUCAAUUAGUCCCAGAAACAAGAAGUAAAAUCUUACCUUUAAUUAACGCUUCUGCUAUUGCGGCUGGUAAAUCAUGUUCAGGUGGUACUGAUGGACACACCUGUGGGUUGAAUUGGUUUAUAGGCGAUUGGGAUGGUAUGUAUGGUCUCGGUGAACAAAUGUGUGCCUUAGAGGUCAUGGUUAAUACAAGGUGUCUCCAUAAACCAGCACCUUAUACAAGUACAAAUGGUGGUUCUUCUGUAGGUGAUGGUGCUGCAGGUACUGAACAUCAUCCAACAAAUUUGGCUCCAUUACAUAUCACAAAGGGUUCAAGAGCCGGUGCAGGUAUUAUCACUGCAGUCAUUGGUAUAUCCAUUCUUGCUUGCGCUUUAUGGUUGGUCUUCUAG
Naumovozyma dairenensis CBS 421 is the source of this 1359-nucleotide messenger RNA. RefSeq names its product putative mannan endo-1,6-alpha-mannosidase (gene DCW1). Gene Ontology annotation, biological process: carbohydrate catabolic process; fungal-type cell wall biogenesis; budding cell bud growth. The coding region runs from base 1 to 1359 and encodes 452 amino acids. NCBI's taxonomy places the organism in Eukaryota, Fungi, Ascomycota, Saccharomycetes, Saccharomycetales, Saccharomycetaceae. The transcript has a single exon. Gene Ontology annotation, molecular function: mannan endo-1,6-alpha-mannosidase activity. The record is from RefSeq and is a predicted model, not a curated record.